Molecule: messenger RNA, 1167 nt
Organism: Coprinopsis cinerea okayama7#130
Lineage: Eukaryota; Fungi; Basidiomycota; Agaricomycetes; Agaricales; Psathyrellaceae
Exons: 2
Coding region: 1-1167 (388 amino acids)
Biological process (GO): lipid metabolic process
Source: RefSeq, a predicted model, not a curated record
AUGCUCAACCCACCCUCAACGACGACUCUGCUCCUAUCCGCAGAGGCAAUCCACAUCUUAGGAACAGCUUCCCGGCCCUCCCCAUACCGGCGCCUCUUUUUCCUCCCCAUCCUCAUCCUAUGCAUCUGGCCAGUCUUCCUACCCAUCUCCGACGCCCAAAAACCAGACCCAGGCCACGUCGCCUGCCUCAUGUUCCUCCUCUUCGGCGCCUCCGACAAAAUCCUCCUCACAAACGUCCAAAACGAGCUGUAUCUUCGCUCUGACAAGGCGCUGACAGACGCGGGGAAAGUAAAGCAUGUCUCACAGAGGUCAUUUUGGAGCAGACUAAAAUGGGCUCUGCAACUCCGCGUCGCGUUGAGGGGUAUCGGGUGGUCGUUUGAGCCUCCACCCGGCCACCUCCCACCGCCGCCCCCUCCGCGUCGGCGGUGGACGUUCAUCCUCUACCAGCUCGUUCAGUUCAUUUAUCAUGCCCUAUUCGUCGACCUAUGUUUUUCUAUCAUCAGGCUCGUACCGUAUUUCGAAGAUUGGAGCAGCCUGAUCGGGCGUGGCUUCCCAGCUCGAAUGGUGGCAUGCUGGCUGUUCAUUACAGCAAGUUACCACAUCCUGUGGUUGCCGUAUCUCCUCACCAGCGCAGCCGGUGUUCCAGUGGGAUGGGGCGAGCCACACGAGUGGCCGCAGAUGCUGGGUAAUCCUCUGGACGCGUACACCGUCCGUCGAGCUUGGGGGAGGGUAUGGCAUCAGGCCCUUCGAAGGACACUAACAUCUCACGCCGAUUUCUUAGCCUUCAAAAUCCUCCGUCUCCCCCAAAAGGGGGUGGUAUCACGGUACACCCGCCUCUUCGGCGCCUUCUUCUGCUCCGGGCUCCUGCACUACCUCAUCGACUGCGUUGCGACUGGCCGUCGCGACAGUCUCGCUAUCCGUACAUUCGUCCUCCAAGCUUGCGCGAUAACGUUUGAGGAUGCUGUGGUGGAGGUGGCGAAGAGGUGUGGGAGGCCGAUUAAGCCGAAUUGGUUUACGAGGGGGGUGGGGAUCGUGUGGGUUUUAGCAUGGUUUGCGUGGUCGUUGGCGCCGUGGUUGUUCAAUAUGGACGCAGCGGCGAUUGUAGCGGCUUAUCCGCCAUUAGGGUUAGGGACGAGGGCUGUGGAGUUUGUGAUGUCGAAGUUGUAG